Messenger RNA from Drosophila albomicans, 1673 nucleotides. It is a transcript of the gene SCOT, whose product is annotated as succinyl-CoA:3-ketoacid-coenzyme A transferase, mitochondrial. Gene Ontology annotation, biological process: ketone body catabolic process. The transcript has 4 exons. Gene Ontology annotation, molecular function: succinyl-CoA:3-oxo-acid CoA-transferase activity. NCBI's taxonomy places the organism in Eukaryota, Metazoa, Arthropoda, Insecta, Diptera, Drosophilidae. The record is from RefSeq and is a predicted model, not a curated record. The coding region runs from base 126 to 1673 and encodes 515 amino acids. Gene Ontology annotation, cellular component: mitochondrion.
UCUUUUGCUCGACGGCGAUUGUUACGCGCGCUUUUAUUCAACGGAAUUCGCGUUAAUAACAAUAAAAAUAUUAAUUUUUAAGGAAUAUUCUUCAUAUUUAAAGUCCACACACAAAUUAUAACAAAAUGCUGUGCAGAUUUCUUGUGAAUAAGAGCCUGGCCAAUAAGAGUCCAGCGUUCAAGCUCAUUGCUUGUUAUUCGACAUCGGGUAAACCUCGACAGGGAAAAAUCUACGAGUCCGCUAACGAUGCGGUUGCCGAUGUUAAAGAUGGUUCCAAGAUCCUCUUUGGCGGCUUUGGUAUUUGCGGCAUUCCCGAGAAGAUGAUUGAUGCUCUGAAACAGAAGGGUGUUAAGAACAUCACAGCAGUGUCCAAUAACGGAGGCGUAGACGAUUGCGGUCUGGGAGUGCUGAUUAAGCAGAAGCAAGUGGCCAAGGUGAUUGGCUCGUAUGUGGGCGAGAAUACCGAGCUAGUGCGUCAGUAUCUCGCCGGUGAAUUGGCCGUUGAACUGACACCUCAGGGCACCUUGGCCGAAAAGAUUCGUGCUGGUGGCGCCGGUAUUCCCGCAUUCUUCACCCCAACAGGCUAUGCUACCUUGGUCCAGGAAGGCGGAGCACCCGUCAAAUACUCCACUGAUGGCAAGGUGAUCGUUGAGAGCGUUAAGAAACCGGUGCAAUCCUUCAAUGGCCGCAACUAUGUCAUGGAGGAGUCCAUUUUCGCUGACUUUGCCUUUGUCAAGGCACAGAAGGCCGAUGCCCUGGGCAAUCUGGUGUUUAACAAAUCCGCCCGUAACUUUAAUGCACCCAUGUGCCGUGCGGCCAAGGUGACCGUGGCUGAAGUGGAGGAAAUUGUGCCUGUUGGCGCCAUUUCUCCCGAUGAGAUCCAUGUGCCUGGCAUCUAUGUGAAGCGCAUCUUCAAGGGCAGCAACUACAACAAGCGUGUGGAACGUCUGCGCAUCACCGAACCUAAGGAAGCGGGUCAACCAGCUGCCAAGGCAAAUCCCGCUCAGCUGCUGCGUGAGCGCAUCGCUCGUCGUGUGGCGCUGGAGUUCAGCGAUGGCAUGUACGCCAAUCUGGGCAUUGGCAUUCCAGUGCUGGCUUCUAACUACAUCCCCGAUGGCAUGAACGUCAUGCUGCAGUCGGAGAACGGCAUCUUGGGUCUGGGUCCCUUCCCCACCAAGGACAAGGUUGAUCCCGAUUUGAUCAAUGCCGGCAAGGAGAGCGUUACUGUUGUGGAAGGUGCUGCCUACUUUGGCUCCGAUGACAGCUUUGCCAUGAUACGCGGUGGACACGUUGAUCUGACAAUUCUGGGCGCCAUGGAGGUGUCGGCCACUGGUGAUUUGGCCAACUGGAUGAUACCCGGCAAGCUGGUGAAGGGCAUGGGCGGUGCUAUGGACUUGGUGGCUGCUCCCGGCACAAAAGUCAUCAUUACGAUGGAACACAAUGCACGCGAUGGUUCGCCAAAGAUUCUGGACAGCUGCUCGUUGCCACUCACAGGCAAGGAAGUCAUCGAUCUGAUCAUCUCGGAGAAGGCAGUGUUCCAGGUGGAAAAGGGCGUCGGUUUAACCUUGAUCGAGGUUGCCGAAGGCUUCACAGUCGAUGAUAUUAUUGCCUGCACCGGAGCCAAGUUCAGUGUGUCACCAAAUGUGACCCAAAUGAGGCAAAUACCCGUCUAA